Messenger RNA from Tripterygium wilfordii, 7521 nucleotides. Its product is annotated as pre-mRNA-processing-splicing factor 8A. Gene Ontology annotation, biological process: mRNA splicing, via spliceosome; spliceosomal tri-snRNP complex assembly. Lineage: Eukaryota; Viridiplantae; Streptophyta; Magnoliopsida; Celastrales; Celastraceae. The record is from RefSeq and is a predicted model, not a curated record. Gene Ontology annotation, cellular component: U5 snRNP; catalytic step 2 spliceosome. The transcript is spliced from 25 exons. Gene Ontology annotation, molecular function: U2 snRNA binding; protein binding; U5 snRNA binding. The coding region runs from base 193 to 7278 and encodes 2361 amino acids.
GAUUUUCCACACCCUUCCAACUGGGUAGAGAGUGCACUGGAUCGACUCAUAAUCCAUACGCACUUCAAAACCCCAAAGAAACCCUAAAACCCUCCAUUCUUACAGGACACCCUUCGUUCAUCUCUCCACGAUAUAUGCGUUGGAGAUCUGAGGUUUCGGUUUCUAGGCUUUCUGGUUUCAUAAAUCGCCGCCAUGUGGAACAAUACCAGCGGUCAACCGCCGAUUGUGCCGCCGGGGACGAGCUUGCCUCCGAUUCCACCGCCGCCCGCUGCUCAGCCGUCGUACACUGUGCUUCCGCCUCCGUCACAGGCUCCCCAGGUGCCUCCAACGCCCGCCGAGGCGGAGGCUAGGUUAGAAGAGAAGGCCAGAAAAUGGAUGCAAUUGAACUCGAAGAGGUAUGGAGAUAAGAGGAAGUUUGGGUUCGUUGAGACGCAAAAGGAGGACAUGCCCCCUGAGCAUGUUAGGAAGAUUAUACGAGAUCAUGGGGACAUGUCUUCAAAGAAAUUCCGUCAUGAUAAACGUGUGUAUCUUGGAGCCCUUAAGUUCAUUCCUCAUGCAGUUUACAAGCUCCUUGAGAAUAUGCCUAUGCCCUGGGAACAGGUUCGAGAUGUGAAGAUUCUGUAUCAUAUUACCGGGGCAAUAACAUUUGUAAAUGAAAUACCAUGGGUUGUUGAACCUAUUUAUUUAGCUCAGUGGGGAACAAUGUGGAUCAUGAUGAGAAGGGAAAAGAGGGAUCGUAGGCAUUUCAAGCGGAUGCGGUUUCCACCAUUUGAUGAUGAGGAACCUCCAUUAGAUUAUGCUGAUAAUCUGUUAGAUGUUGAUCCUUUGGAGCCUAUUCAGUUGGAAUUGGAAGAAGAAGAAGAUUCUGCUGUAUGUACUUGGUUUUAUGACCAUAAGCCUCUUGUGAAAACAAAGCUUAUCAAUGGUCCAAGUUACCGCAAAUGGCAUCUCUCCCUCCCAAUUAUGGCAACACUUCAUCGGCUUGCUGGACAGCUCCUUUCUGACCUAAUUGACCGCAAUUAUUUCUAUUUAUUUGACAUGGAGUCAUUCUUUACGGCUAAAGCCUUGAACAUGUGCAUACCUGGUGGCCCCAAGUUUGAGCCCCUCUAUCGUGACAUGGAGAAAGGUGAUGAGGACUGGAAUGAGUUCAAUGACAUAAACAAACUCAUUAUUCGGUCACCUCUUAGAACGGAGUACAGAAUUGCUUUCCCGCAUCUUUACAACAACAGGCCUAGGAAAGUGAAGCUUUGUGUCUAUCACACUCCUAUGGUGAUGUUCAUUAAAACAGAGGACCCAGACUUACCAGCUUUUUACUACGAUCCUUUAAUUCACCCUAUAACGAGUGCCAACAAGGAUCGACGUGAAAAGAAAGUUCAUGAUGAUGAGGAUGAUGUUGAUUUCUCUUUGCCAGAGGGAGUGGAAUGUUUUUUGGCAGACACUCAGCUUUAUACUGACACAACUGCUGCUGGAAUUUCUUUGCUAUUUGCCCCACGUCCUUUUAACAUGAGAUCUGGUCGAAUGCGAAGGGCUGAAGACAUACCCCUUGUUUCAGAGUGGUACAAGGAGCACUGUCCUCCAUCAUAUCCAGUCAAAGUUCGGGUAAGUUAUCAGAAAUUGUUAAAAUGCUUUGUACUGAAUCAGUUGCAUCAUAGGCCACCUAAAGCUCAGAAGAAGAAGCACCUAUUCCGGUCUCUUGCAGCAACCAAGUUCUUCCAAACCACGGAACUUGAUUGGGCUGAAGCAGGUCUUCAAGUCUGUAAGCAGGGUUACAACAUGCUGAACCUAUUGAUACAUAGGAAAAACUUGAAUUAUCUUCACCUUGAUUAUAAUUUCAACUUGAAGCCUGUGAAAACGCUCACGACGAAAGAACGAAAGAAGUCACGGUUUGGUAAUGCUUUUCAUCUUUGUCGUGAGAUCUUGCGUUUGACGAAGCUUGUGGUUGAUGCCAAUAUCCAGUUCCGCUUGGGUAAUGUGGAUGCAUUCCAGUUGGCUGAUGGCUUGCAAUAUACUUUUUCCCAUGUUGGGCAGCUGACUGGGAUGUACCGGUACAAGUACAGGCUAAUGCGACAGAUUAGAAUGUGCAAGGAUUUGAAGCAUUUGAUUUACUAUCGCUUCAAUACUGGUCCUGUGGGAAAAGGACCUGGAUGUGGAGUCUGGGCACCAAUGUGGAGGGUAUGGUUGUUCUUUCUCCGAGGCAUAGUGCCUCUUCUGGAACGCUGGUUGGGGAAUCUUCUUGCCCGGCAGUUCGAAGGGCGGCAUUCUAAAGGAGUUGCCAAGACAGUUACGAAGCAGCGUGUUGAAAGCCACUUUGACUUGGAGCUUCGGGCUGCUGUUAUGCAUGAUGUCCUUGAUGCUAUGCCAGAGGGAAUUAAGCAAAACAAAGCCAGAACUAUAUUGCAACAUCUGAGUGAGGCAUGGCGCUGUUGGAAAGCAAACAUUCCAUGGAAGGUUCCUGGUUUGCCUGUUCCCAUUGAAAACAUGAUUCUUCGUUAUGUCAAGUCAAAAGCAGACUGGUGGACAAAUGUGGCUCACUAUAAUCGUGAGCGUAUACGAAGAGGUGCAACAGUUGAUAAGACAGUUUGCCGGAAGAAUCUUGGGAGAUUGACUCGCCUUUGGCUAAAGGCAGAGCAGGAACGACAACACAACUAUUUGAAAGAUGGUCCUUAUGUCACUCCUGAAGAAGCAGUUGCCAUUUACACAACAACUGUGCAUUGGUUGGAGUCACGGAAAUUUUCCCCCAUUCCAUUCCCUCCGUUGUCAUACAAGCAUGAUACAAAGCUAUUAAUCCUCGCACUGGAGCGAUUGAAAGAAUCCUAUAGCGUGGCUGUGAGAUUAAACCAACUGCAAAGAGAAGAACUAGGGCUCAUUGAGCAAGCUUAUGACAAUCCACAUGAAGCUCUAUCUAGGAUUAAGCGUCACCUGCUUACUCAGCGUGCCUUUAAAGAAGUUGGCAUAGAGUUCAUGGAUUUGUAUAGUUAUCUGAUACCGGUGUAUGAAAUUGAGCCUCUUGAGAAGAUCACAGAUGCAUAUCUCGACCAAUAUUUAUGGUAUGAAGGCGAUAAACGUCAUCUCUUCCCAAAUUGGAUUAAGCCGGCUGAUUCAGAGCCACCACCACUUUUGGUCUAUAAAUGGUGUCAGGGUAUAAACAAUUUGCAAGGUAUCUGGGAUACAAAUGAUGGACAAUGCGUGGUGAUGCUCCAAACUAAAUUUGAGAAGUUUUUUGAGAAAAUUGACUUGACAAUGUUAAAUAGGCUACUACGAUUGGUUCUCGACCACAAUAUUGCUGAUUAUGUCACUGCAAAAAAUAAUGUUGUGCUAUCUUAUAAGGAUAUGAGUCACACAAACUCAUAUGGUCUUAUUCGUGGUCUUCAGUUUGCUUCUUUUGUUGUCCAGUAUUAUGGACUUGUGCUGGAUCUUUUGCUCCUUGGAUUGACUCGAGCCAGUGAGAUUGCUGGUCCACCGCAGAUGCCUAAUGAGUUCAUUACUUAUUGGGACACGAAAGUUGAGGCUAGGCAUCCCAUACGACUGUAUUCAAGGUACAUUGAUAAGGUGCAUAUAUUGUUCCGCUUCACCCAUGAGGAGGCUCGAGACCUUAUCCAGCGUUAUCUUACCGAGCAUCCUGAUCCCAACAAUGAAAAUAUGGUUGGUUACAAUAACAAGAAGUGCUGGCCAAGGGAUGCCAGAAUGAGGCUCAUGAAACAUGAUGUCAAUCUUGGAAGGAGUGUAUUUUGGGAUAUGAAGAACCGUCUCCCUCGAAGCAUUACAACAUUAGAGUGGGAAAAUAGUUUUGUGUCAGUUUACAGCAAAGACAAUCCUAACCUUCUUUUCAGCAUGUGUGGAUUUGAGGUCCGUAUCCUUCCAAAAAUAAGGAUGACUCAAGAAGCAUUCAGCAAUACAAGAGAUGGAGUUUGGAAUUUGCAGAAUGAACAGACUAAAGAGCGAACUGCUGUUGCUUUCUUAAGAGUCGAUGAUGAACACAUGAAGGUGUUUGAGAAUCGUGUGAGACAAAUACUUAUGUCUUCAGGGUCCACGACAUUCACUAAAAUUGUCAACAAAUGGAAUACUGCUUUGAUAGGUCUGAUGACUUAUUUCCGUGAAGCAACUGUGCAUACUCAAGAGCUGCUAGAUUUGCUGGUUAAGUGUGAAAACAAAAUUCAAACUCGUAUUAAGAUUGGUUUGAAUUCAAAAAUGCCGAGCAGAUUUCCUCCUGUCAUCUUUUACACUCCGAAGGAAAUUGGAGGACUUGGCAUGUUAUCAAUGGGUCACAUAUUGAUCCCCCAGAGUGAUCUACGAUACAGUCAGCAGACUGAUGUUGGUGUAACCCACUUUAGGAGCGGGAUGAGUCAUGAAGAGGACCAGCUGAUUCCAAAUCUUUAUCGCUACAUACAGCCAUGGGAAAGUGAGUUCAUUGAUUCUCAACGAGUAUGGGCUGAGUAUGCACUGAAGAGGCAGGAGGCUCAGGCACAGAAUAGACGCUUGACUCUUGAGGAUCUGGAGGAUUCUUGGGAUAGGGGAAUUCCACGUAUAAAUACUCUAUUCCAGAAGGACCGACAUACCUUGGCAUAUGAUAAAGGAUGGCGAGUGCGGACAGACUUCAAGCAGUACCAAGUUCUGAAACAGAAUCCUUUCUGGUGGACACACCAGAGGCAUGAUGGGAAACUCUGGAACUUGAACAACUACCGAACUGAUGUUAUCCAAGCUCUCGGAGGUGUUGAGGGAAUUCUUGAACAUACCUUAUUCAAAGGAACAUACUUUCCAACCUGGGAAGGUCUAUUCUGGGAGAAAGCAUCUGGCUUUGAGGAGUCUAUGAAGUACAAGAAGCUGACUAAUGCACAAAGAUCUGGUCUCAACCAAAUUCCUAAUCGCAGAUUCACUCUCUGGUGGUCACCAACUAUAAAUCGGGCAAAUGUUUAUGUUGGUUUCCAAGUGCAAUUGGACCUGACUGGAAUUUUCAUGCAUGGAAAGAUUCCAACUUUGAAGAUCUCUCUUAUUCAGAUAUUCCGAGCUCAUCUGUGGCAGAAGAUUCACGAGAGUGUUGUCAUGGAUCUAUGUCAAGUUUUGGAUCAGGAGUUGGAUGCAUUAGAAAUUGAAACCGUGCAGAAAGAGACUAUUCAUCCAAGAAAAAGUUACAAAAUGAAUAGCUCUUGUGCAGACAUUCUUCUCUUUGCUGCCCAUAGGUGGCCCAUGUCAAAGCCUAGUCUUGUGGCUGAGUCAAAGGAUGUUUUUGAUCAAAAAGGUAGCAAUAAGUAUUGGAUUGAUGUACAGCUCCGCUGGGGAGACUAUGACUCUCAUGAUAUUGAGCGUUAUACUCGGGCUAAGUUUAUGGAUUACACAACAGACAACAUGUCUAUAUAUCCCUCUCCAACAGGAGUGAUGAUUGGCCUUGAUCUGGCAUACAAUCUGCAGUCUGCAUUUGGCAAUUGGUUUCCUGGGUCUAAACCACUACUUGCCCAAGCGAUGAACAAGAUCAUGAAGUCAAAUCCAGCUUUAUAUGUCCUGAGGGAGCGUAUAAGGAAGGGUUUGCAGUUGUAUUCUUCUGAGCCUACGGAACCAUAUUUGUCAUCCCAGAAUUAUGGAGAAAUCUUCAGCAACCAAAUUAUUUGGUUUGUUGAUGAUACAAAUGUCUAUCGUGUUACAAUUCACAAGACAUUUGAAGGAAAUCUCACUACAAAACCCAUCAAUGGUGCCAUUUUUAUAUUCAAUCCUAGGACAGGGCAGCUGUUUUUGAAGGUUAUCCACACAAGUGUCUGGGCUGGGCAGAAGCGUCUUGGCCAGCUAGCAAAGUGGAAAACUGCUGAAGAAGUUGCUGCUCUUGUUCGGUCUUUGCCUGUUGAGGAACAGCCUAAACAGAUUAUUGUUACUCGUAAAGGAAUGCUGGAUCCUCUGGAGGUUCACUUACUGGAUUUCCCUAACAUAGUCAUUAAAGGAAGUGAGCUGCAGCUUCCAUUCCAGGCUUGCUUGAAGAUUGAGAAAUUUGGUGAUUUGAUUUUGAAGGCUACUGAACCACAAAUGGUUUUGUUCAACAUUUAUGAUGAUUGGUUAAAGAGUAUUUCCUCUUACACAGCAUUCUCCCGUCUCAUCCUGAUUCUCCGUGCACUUCAUGUGAACAAUGAGAAGGCAAAGAUGUUAUUGAAGCCAGACAAAACAGUCGUUACUGAGCCACAUCAUAUCUGGCCUUCUUUGACUGAUGAUCAGUGGAUGAAGGUUGAGGUUGCUUUAAGAGAUCUCAUACUCUCAGAUUAUGCCAAGAAGAACAAUGUGAAUACAUCUGCGCUCACACAAUCUGAGAUUCGUGAUAUUAUACUUGGAGCAGAGAUUACCCCACCUUCUCAACAGAGACAGCAGAUUGCAGAGAUUGAGAAACAGGCCAAAGAAGCAAGUCAACUGACUGCAGUAACAACAAAGACUACAAACGUCCACGGGGAUGAACUCAUUGUUACAACAACAAGUCCAUAUGAGCAAUCUGCAUUUAGUUCUAAAACAGAUUGGCGUGUUAGAGCUAUAUCUGCAACAAAUCUCUAUCUUCGAGUCAAUCAUAUAUAUGUGAACUCGGAGGACAUUAAGGAAACUGGAUACACUUAUAUCAUGCCCAAGAAUAUUUUGAAGAGAUUUAUCUGCAUAGCAGAUUUACGAACACAAAUUGCUGGGUACUUGUACGGUAUAAGCCCCCCUGACAACCCUCAGGUCAAGGAAAUUCGUUGUAUUGCCAUGGUACCUCAGUGGGGCACUCAUCAGCAAGUACAUCUUCCUUCAGCACUUCCUGAGCAUGAUUUUCUAAAUGAUCUGGAGCCUUUAGGAUGGAUGCACACACAGCCAAACGAGCUUCCUCAGUUAUCGCCACAGGAUCUAACAAGUCACGCUCGAGUUCUGGAGAACAACAAACAAUGGGAUGGAGAGAAGUGCAUCAUUUUGACUUGCAGUUUUACUCCAGGUUCCUGCUCAUUGACUGCAUAUAAGCUUACACCAAGUGGUUAUGAAUGGGGACGUCUCAACAAGGACACGGGAAGCAAUCCUCAUGGUUACCUUCCAACACAUUACGAGAAGGUCCAGAUGCUUUUAAGUGAUCGGUUCCUAGGUUUCUACAUGGUUCCUGAUAACGGUCCAUGGAAUUACAACUUCAUGGGGGUGAAGCAUACUGUAAGCAUGAAGUACGGCGUCAAGCUGGGGACCCCUCGAGAGUAUUACAAUGAAGACCACAGGCCUACCCAUUUUCUGGAAUUCAGCAACCUGGAAGAGGUGGAGACCGCCGAGGGUGAUCGGGAUGAUACAUUCACUUAGUCUGAUAUUUACUCGGGCUUGGAUUAGAUCAGCAAUGUCGUAUGUAGUAUUGAUGCUUCGAAGUGGAAGCAGUACGGAAUUUUGUUGUAUUGAUACAUGUAUCCUGGCGACUAAUGUUGCAAGUCCAACAGACUUCUUUCCAUAUCAGUUGUAAAUAGUGAAUGUGUGUUUUUGUUUCGAAGGUGCGUUGCCAUUGAAGUUAAGUUAUCUAUUUUACUGAAUAGUUAGAGUUUUUGUUGUUGA